Molecule: messenger RNA, 1154 nt
Organism: Durusdinium trenchii
Lineage: Eukaryota; Dinophyceae; Suessiales; Symbiodiniaceae
Source: the annotation of a GenBank genome assembly
AAGUACAGUAUGCAACAUACUUGAGAUCAAGGAUAUCAACAGAAACAAAUUGGAAACAGGUCAACAGGUUAGGGUUCCUUUUUUCCAGACAUAUGAAGAAACCAGCGGUGGGAGUUCCACACAUGCACACCCGAUGUUUGUGAAUGUCAAUGUCCACAGCUGGAUGUUCAGUCUUCAAUAAAACAACACGUCCCCAGAAAUCCACAUACUUUCUGAGCAGGUCAGGAGGUGAGUACAGCCUCGGCGAGCAAGCUCGCUGAGGGCCUGUGAAUCCAAGACAGGGUCGCCUCCGAUUUCUUCGGAUGUCAGGGACGACUACUUCUGGGGACCCAGGGGGUGAAACGCAGCGCAGCACCGAAGACGGCACCCGGUGCGCGGUCGCUGCUUGGGCUCAGACCGUGACACACGGUCACGGAGCAGCUCCUUGAGCAGUGGGAGCAGAGCAGAGCAGAGACAAUGAAGUGGGCCGUAGCGGCUCUGGCGUUGACCGCGUGGGCGACCGGCAAUCGCUUGAAGACCGAGCGGCCCUCUCCUUGGGCUGAGUCCAGUUCAGCGCCCCUGGUGGAGGGCAUUUGGAAGGAUCCAAACCUGUCUGCGAACGUCACCGUGAACAGCACGGCAUGUAGCCCAAGGUGUCUUUGGAAAUGCCUUGGCACAGCGACGUGCCAAGAGGUCUGUGAGCCAGUCUGUGCGCCGCCGCAAUGCCAAGUGAGCUGCCAUCCGGUGAACGUGGCGAAGUGUGUGCAGAAAUGCGAAGCUCCGCGCUGUGCGGUCAUUUGCCCUGAGAAGCACUGCCAGGAUGGCAAGAACUGUGGCAAGUGCAAAACGGUCUGUGGGGAGCCCGUUUGCCACGUUGACUGCCAACAGGAUUGCCAGACCAACUGCGCCGAUCCGACCUGCGAGUGGAAGUGCCAGCCGACCUCCCAAUGUCCACAGCCCAAGUGCGAACUACACUGUGGUGUGCCAUCGGACUGCACUUCAAGCAGCAUCACCUCAUUGACGGCAAGGGGGUUGAAGGUGCCGGUGGGUGCGACAGUGGUGUCUCGAGGCCUGGCGAGCUUAGCACCCUCUGAGGCCGUGCCGGCCCCAGCGCCAGCCGCUGCGCCGGUCCUGUCUCCCGCUGCGGCACCAUGAGAGUGUUGAAGAGACCGGGU